CCCGCCCGGACCUGGACAACAUAGUUUUCUGGGCCUCCCGGGAAGCUGGUGUGAAGGCGUAAUUUGUGGUGGCUCUUAACAACCCCAACAACAACACCCUCUCCCUCACUGGCUAAAUUGUACGUUUCACCUGAAAGAUGUUCGGCAUUCAGCCUUGCCAACAAGUAUUAGUUCUUUGGAGUACUCCAGUUAAUGAUGAGGAACUGCAAACUUUAGUUGGAGAACUGAAGUCAGCAGUUGGAAAUGAAGGAAAGGUAGCAGUUGAGAACUCAGAUAUGUUAAUGAGCUCUAACCAUCAAGCAAGUUCCUUUGACCAUGUACUUGCUGGAGUUCUUCCCCCAUUUACAUUUCUGUGUCCAGUCAACAUCUUAGGUGAAGCUCUUCGUACUCUCAAACCCAAUGGAUGCUUAACAGUGAGAACAACAGACACUAGCAGUACACAGUCUAAUUUGAAACUUGCAGGUUUCACUUCCAUAUCAGAACCAAAAAAUGCAAAUCUUACUGAUGAGCAAAAGAGGAACCUCACAACACCAGUUGUAGAAGUAACAUGUAAAAAGCCUAGUUUUGAAAUUGGCUCUGCAAUGAAGCUGUCCUUUGCAAAACCAGCUGUAUCAAAGCCAUCAGCUGGCACAUGGAACAUUGAUUUAGAUGAUGACAUUGAUCUUACUGACCCAGAUGACUUACUCACAGAAGAUGACUUGUUCCGUCCUGAUCCAGCAAGUCUGAAGGUGUGUGGAACUACAGGGCAACGCAAAGCAUGUAAAAACUGUGUCUGUGGCUUAAAAGAAGAAUUAGAUGAGGAGAAUAAGAAGUCAGUUGAAGAAAACAAGAAAAACUUUAAAUCCUCAUGUGGUAACUGUUACCUUGGAGAUGCUUUUAGGUGUGCUUCUUGUCCAUACCUUGGGAUGCCAGCAUUUAAGCCUGGAGAAAAGGUGAAACUUGCAGACAACACUCUCCAAGAUACUACUUAAAGAAUGACAUCUCAUAAGGAGUAAGGCAGUACAUCAUGUUAAUGUAAUACAUUAUGAUUGUGAUUGUAGUUGUUGGAAAAGAUUACAUUUAGUUAACAAAGAUGAAGAAUAAAAGUCACAAUACUAGAAGUGAAUAGCAAA
Messenger RNA from Cherax quadricarinatus, 1112 nucleotides. It is a transcript of the gene CIAPIN1, whose product is annotated as cytokine induced apoptosis inhibitor 1. The record is from RefSeq and is a predicted model, not a curated record. Gene Ontology annotation, biological process: iron-sulfur cluster assembly. NCBI's taxonomy places the organism in Eukaryota, Metazoa, Arthropoda, Malacostraca, Decapoda, Parastacidae. Gene Ontology annotation, molecular function: iron-sulfur cluster binding. Gene Ontology annotation, cellular component: cytoplasm.